Trichomonas vaginalis G3 is the source of this 3135-nucleotide messenger RNA. Its product is annotated as WD40 repeat-like family. The transcript has a single exon. Gene Ontology annotation, molecular function: protein binding. NCBI's taxonomy places the organism in Eukaryota, Parabasalia, Trichomonadida, Trichomonadidae. The record is from RefSeq and is a predicted model, not a curated record. The coding region runs from base 1 to 3135 and encodes 1044 amino acids.
AUGGCUACCCAUCCUCCAUUAAAAGUCAUUGAUUUUCUUGAUGACUAUACGGAGAUAUUUGUGGGUGGCCAAAGCGGAAUUCUUACUUUCAUCAAAUUUUUACCUCGUUAUAAUUCAUCACAGCUCAAAGUCAGCACAACAACAAUCACAAGCAUUAAGUAUGAUAAAAAUACAAAAAUAAUUGCUGUUGGAGACAAAAAUGGUUAUUUGUACCUAAUUUCUCCUUCACAUACGUCAAUUCUUAAAUCUACAAAACAACACUCAGGCCAAAUUAACGACAUUACAUUAUCACCAUCUGGUGAUUUGUUAAUCACAGCAUCAAACGAUAGAACAGUUAAAUUCUUUACAUUUCCAGAAUUAAAGCUUAUCACAUCUAACCAAGGACAUAAGUCAUGGGUUAAUUCUGUCACGUAUGCCUUGGGUGGCAAGCGCAUUGUUACUACAGCAAGUGAUCGUAAGAUUCGUGUUUGGGGUGCUAAGACUCAUAAGCUUUACCAAAUUUUUGAAGACCUUCCUUCAGUUCCUACUACAUUGAUUUGUAAUCCUGAGAUUUCAUCAUAUUUUGUCGGUUUUAUAAACGGACAGGUUGGUUACUAUGACAAGAAUGGUAAAUGCGUUCAGUUAUGGAAGCCACACAAAUCUGUUGUUACAUCUCUUAAUUAUGAUCCUCAUAACCGCAUUCUUCUUUCAUCAUCAGAUGAUUCAACAUUAUGUGUUAUUGAUUGCACUACUAAUAAGAUGGUUAUGACACUCGAAGCGCAUCAUAAUCAUGUUUCAAAAGUUUCAUGGUGCAACGAUGGGAAACAUUUUGCAUCGUGCGAUACAAGUGGACGCGUUCUUGUCUGGGAAAUGCCAGAACAAACAUCACCAUCUGCAAAUAAUUCACAAACUAUUGAUCAGCAAAAUAUUGCUCAAAAACUUCCAGAAAAAUCCGAAGAAAUAGUUACAGAAAGAGUUAUUACUCCACAAGAAGAAAAUCAAGAAAUAGAACCAGAAAAUACACAAUCUGAAGAAACACCUGAUGCUCCAGUUGUUGUUUCUGAAGAAGAUAAAUUACCAGAAAAGGAAAAUUCCAAUGAAAGUAAAUCUGAGGAUGAGAAUAUACAUGAAGUAACUGAAACUCCGAUUGAAGAAGACAAAAUCCAGCCAGAAAAUGCUGAAGAAGAAAGUACUCCAGAAGAAAUUGAAGCUGAACAACAUCUAACUGUUCAUGAAGAAGAAAAUGUUCAAUCAGAAACUAAAACAGAAGAAGAAAGUAUUUUUGAAGAAAAUAAAAUAGAAGAAGUUCAAUCACCACAAGAAGAAAUCAAUAUUGAAGCAGAACCAAAGAUUGAAAUCGCUACUGAAGAAGUUAAAUCUCCGCAAGAAGAAAAUAAUAUUGAAGCAAAAUCAGAGAAUGAAAUCACUCCUGAAGUUAAAUUUGAAGCGGAAAUUGUUUCAAAUGAAACUAAAGUUCACAAUGAUAUAUCUGAAGAACCUAAACUUCCUGAAGCCGUGACUCAAGAAGAUGAUGAAACAAAGAAUAAUGAUGAUGAAUUGAACUCAGAAAAUGAAGAUACUCAAAAAGAUUUGGAAGUGAAAAAUGAAGAGGAAGAAGAGAUCAAAGAAAAUGAACAUAUUGAAGAAAAAGCUCCAGAAAAUGAUUCCAAAAUUGAACAGAAUGAGAUAAAAGACGAACAAACACAUGAAGUAGAAACAAAAUCUCAAGAAUCGAUCAAAGAAGAUGAUUUUCAUCAAGAAGAACUUAGUGGUGAUAAAAAUGAGAAUGAAGAAAAAGUUGAUGAUCAAUUAAUUGAAAAUGAUUUACAAUAUCAGGAAAAUGAACUCGAGAAAGAGAAAAAUCAACUUCCUCCAAAAGAAGAAUUAAAUGUCCCUCAUAAUGAAGAAGAAGAUUUGAAGUCAGAUGAUUUGAAUGCUCAUUCAUCUGAAAUCCCUGUCAAAGCAGAAGUUGUGCUUGAUGAUGCACAUGAAAAUAAAGAAACUAUUGAUGAUGAAGAAGAAAGCACAUCAGAAGAUUAUCAGAAUCUUACAUAUGAUCAACUUAGACAAAAAGUCUUAGAAAUCAUGGAUGAUCUUAAAAAGAAUGGACUUGACGAGGAAGAAGAGGAAGAAGAAACACCUCAUGAAAAAGUUGUUCCAGCUGAUUUUGUUCCUGAAUUGGCCGAAGAUACCGAGAAUUCAGAAGAAAACAAUGAAAGCCAAAAUGUUCAAACCAGGGAAGUUAUUAUUCUUUCUGAUGACGAUGAUUACGAUGAAAUUCCAAUUGCACCACCAGUCCAAAACAUUGAAAAAACAUAUGAAUCCGAAGAUAAAGUAGAAAAUAAGAUUAAAUGUCAAAAUGAGAAUCAAGAAAAGAAAGAAAAGGAAAUUAAUCAACACAAAGAAGAUGAAGGCAAUCAAAAGGAUAAAUGCAAGAAGAAAGAUAAAGAAGAGAAAGAGAAGAAGAAAGAUAAAGAAGACAAGGAAGAUAAGAAGAAAGAUAAAGAAGACAAAGAGAAGAAGAAAGAUAAAGAAGAUAAAAAAGAGAAGAAGAAAGAUAAAGAAGAUAAAAAAGAGAAGAAGAAAGAUAAAGAAGAUAAAAAAGAGAAGAAGAAAGAUAAAGAAGAUAAAAAAGAGAAGAAGAAAGAUAAAGAAGACAAGGAAGAGAAGAAGAAAGAUAAAGGAGAAAAAAAGAAGGAUAAGGAUAAGAAGGAGAAAAAAGAUAAGAAGAAGGAAAAAUAUGGUAAAGAUAAAAAGAAUGAGAAAAAUGAUGAUUUAAUUCGAAAACGAGAAUUAAUAGACAAUGAAGAAGAAGAAGAUAUCCAUGAAGAAAUAACAGUUGUCGAAAGGAGUAUUACUUUACCUGAAAAUGAUUUUAAUGAUUUUAAUGAUUUUAAUGAAGAAGAAUCAUUCAAUCAGAUUCCAAACUCUCACAACGAAGAAAAUGAUCCAGAAGAGGAGGAAGAAGACAUUGUUGAUCCUGUCAUAAUUGAACCCAAACAACCAAUGGGAUCACACGUUCCAGAAAGCCGUCUUGAAAGUAUUCUUAUGCAAAUAAAUUCUCAACUAGAGAUUCUUAGGCACACCUCAGAAGGAAUGAUAAGGCGCGCAGAAGAUGUUCAAGCUGUUAUUGAUGAACUUGUAUCUCAAAAUUGA